Gongylonema pulchrum is the source of this 244-nucleotide messenger RNA. NCBI's taxonomy places the organism in Eukaryota, Metazoa, Nematoda, Chromadorea, Rhabditida, Gongylonematidae. The record is from the annotation of a GenBank genome assembly.
UGCGGUCAGAGUACAUUUCGAAAGGUUUACCAGUCGUGUUUCCGGAAGAGAUUCCCCAGGAUGAUGAAUCGGCGACUGUGUCAACACCAAUGCUAGUGAAGGAAGAACGUCCACCGCUUAUUAUCUCACAGCAUGAGAAUCCUCUUUACAAGCCGCCGCCUCCGCUGUUUGCUGCUUCGAGUCCGCGUUCGCGAAAUACUGUAACAAAUCAGCGGCAGCCUCCGCCUUACAUUCCGCCAUAACG